UCACCUAGAAUGGCAGUCGACAAGAGAAAAGACAGUCGAGUCAAUCAUGGAUAUGACAAGAAGUUGACGCGACCCAGCAAAAAGAGAGAGACAAAGAAUCGGAGAGAAAAAGAUAAAAAGGAGGCUUCAGUUGAACUCACAUUGGAUGAUUCAAGCUGGUCACCCUUUGCAGAUGAAGACUAUAUUGUGUUCUGCUUCAGAGAGGAUGGAGCAUUCGAUGUUAUAAAAGAUGGCAAAAGCGUCAAGUCUGAACCUCCAUGUGGUUUCGAUGGGAGUUCCAGAAACCCAAGGCCAGUGAAUCGCAAGCUUAACUAUGGUGAGGAUGCAGAACAAGUUAGUAAACCGGGCAUGCACGACGGCAGAUCAUAUCCUUCAGGCUCUUAUAAACAGGACGAGGAAACAGACAUCAUAUGCAUGAGUAGACAGCAAAAUAGAGACAACUUCAAAAGGGCAUGUCAAGGUGGGGAGGUUGAAGAUCGAGCAGUGAUGUCCUCUGGAUCAAGGGAUUCUAAUCAAUCUGAAGGCAGUACAGGUUCCUUUGCAUUCCCAGUGUUAGGUUGGGAAUGGCUGGGCAGCCCAGUGCAAUUGCCAAGAACAGAGAGUAUGCGCCCAAGCAAGCAGAAGGUCCGGUUUCUGCGUUUUCAGUGUUGUAGAUUCUGAUAUAAUUUCUCAAUAGUUGCUCAUUCUUUUCUUUGAAUUUUUC
Molecule: messenger RNA, 703 nt
Organism: Neltuma alba
Lineage: Eukaryota; Viridiplantae; Streptophyta; Magnoliopsida; Fabales; Fabaceae
Product: protein BREAKING OF ASYMMETRY IN THE STOMATAL LINEAGE
Exons: 4
Coding region: 10-660 (216 amino acids)
Biological process (GO): regulation of asymmetric cell division
Source: RefSeq, a predicted model, not a curated record